UCUUCAUGCUUGUCGGUUAUAUCAUUUAGAUUUAAUUAGCAUUAAUAAAAGUAGAAAAACGAUGAAAUUGUUAGUUAUGGCUCCUGAUUCGUCGUAUCGAUUAAUGACAUUUGGAUUUUUCUUGUUGUUACUGUCACCGAUCGCCGCCGGUGAUGGUUCUUCCACCGCUUGCAGAAAUGAUUUCCCAAUGGUUAAGGUUAAGAAGUGGGUAAAUGGUGAUGAAAAGGAGCCACUUUUUGGGCUUAACGCGGCUUUUGGCCCUAUCUUACCUGAGGAACUCAAACAAGCACAAAGAUUGCCAGCCAACUUUCUAGAACCUGCUACUGGUUGUUCACCCUCAUCCUCGAAGUUGCCAGGCUCUAUUGCUUUGGUGCUUCGUGGUGAUUGUGACUAUACAACUAAGGCUAGAGUUGCUCAAGAGGGAGGAUCAGCAGCACUGGUGAUGAUAAAUACUGAAGAUGGUCUUCCGAAGAUGGGUUGUGCUAAUAUUACCAUGUUGAGUAUCAAAAUUCAUGUUAUUACAGUUUCAAAGUCAGCAGGACUGGAUUUAAAGAAAUCCAUAACUGAUGGGAUACAAGUGGAGCUUUUGAUAUAUUCACCAAAUCGCCCGAUUGUAGAUUACUCGGUGGUAUUCUUGUGGAUGAUGUCUGUUGGAACGGUAGUUUCUGCUACACUUUGGUCAGAUAUAGUUGGAUCAGAGGAAUAUUAUGAACCCAGCAAUCAGCUUUCUCCAAAGGAAUCUGAUUCUGGUGCAAAUGAUGAUGGAAUCCUCCAUAUAACCAUGGCAAGUGCAGUAAUUUUUGUUGUAUCAGCAUCUACUUUCCUGCUGCUACUUUACUUCUUUAUGUCAGCAUCGUUCGUUUGGGUGCUAAUUGUACUUUUCUGCGUUGGAGGUGUUGAGGGAAUGCAUAGCUGUAUAUUAUCAUUCAUAUUGAGCAAAUCUAAGGAUUUUGGACAAACAACAGUGAAACUGCCAAUAGUGGGAAAGAUAACCAUUCUCUCACUAGUUGUUUUGAUAAUCUGUUUGGUAUUUGCCAUUGUCUGGGCUGCAACUCGGAAGAAAUCAUUCUCUUGGAUUGGCCAAGAUAUUCUUGGUAUAUUCAUGAUGAUAAGUGUGUUGCAAUUGGCUCGAUUACCAAAUAUAAAGGUUGCCACAGCGCUUCUGUGUUGCGCAUUCGUAUAUGACAUAUUUUGGGUUUUCCUAUCUCCAUAUAUAUUCCAUGACAGUGUUAUGGUCGCGGUUGCACGAGGCAAUAACAGCGGUGGAGAAUCAAUCCCCAUGCUUCUGAGAUUUCCUAAACUCUCUGAUCCGUAUUAUGGUUAUAACAUGAUAGGCUACGGCGACAUUCUAUUCCCUGGUUUGUUAGUUACCUUCUCCCACAGAUUUGACAAAGCUCAUGGGAAGAGUGGAGCAAAUGGAUAUUUUCUUUGGUUGAUAAUUGGUUAUGGAUCUGAUUGCAGGCCUAUUCUUCACUUACUUGAGCUUGUAUCUGAUGGCUGGUCGCGGUCAGCCCGCUCUCCUCUACCUCGUGCCUUGCACGUUGGGAACUUGCGUGUUGUUGGGUCUGAAAAGGGAGGAGCUGGAUCUGCUUUGGGACCACGGAGACGACUCGGGUCAACAACGUGCUCCUUCUCCCUCGACCAGUGAUUGCACAUAACUACUUUGCAGAAAAGACUAGGAGCGUCUGAUACAUUGGUUGGAUGAGAAACGUCUUAACAAUUAUUGAGCUGUACUCAAUAGUGUGAGGAUUCUCGUACCCUUAUAGAAUAUCAUAAAAUAAAUUACUAUUGAACUACAAUAGAGUGACGAAAAAAAUAAUUAAUAUGAGUGAUAUAUGCAUGAAAUUGCAAUCUUCAUCACAGUUGAUACAAAA
This is a messenger RNA of Salvia hispanica, 1874 nucleotides long. RefSeq names its product signal peptide peptidase-like 5. Gene Ontology annotation, cellular component: lysosomal membrane; Golgi-associated vesicle membrane; lumenal side of endoplasmic reticulum membrane. Gene Ontology annotation, biological process: membrane protein proteolysis. Lineage: Eukaryota; Viridiplantae; Streptophyta; Magnoliopsida; Lamiales; Lamiaceae. Gene Ontology annotation, molecular function: aspartic endopeptidase activity, intramembrane cleaving. The record is from RefSeq and is a predicted model, not a curated record.